AUGACCGUCCAUCUGGCCGUGUCUGUCUGGUUGGCCGUGCCUCUCCAAACAUCCAACUCUCCCUGCUCGCCAUGCCAUGCCAUGCCAUUCUACUUUCUUCUAACCACCUCUCCUGCCCUCUAA
Molecule: messenger RNA, 123 nt
Organism: Plenodomus lingam JN3
Lineage: Eukaryota; Fungi; Ascomycota; Dothideomycetes; Pleosporales; Leptosphaeriaceae
Source: RefSeq, a predicted model, not a curated record